Pseudopipra pipra is the source of this 1045-nucleotide messenger RNA. Its product is annotated as exosome complex component RRP43-like. Gene Ontology annotation, biological process: TRAMP-dependent tRNA surveillance pathway; U5 snRNA 3'-end processing; nuclear mRNA surveillance. Bases 118 to 948 code for a protein of 276 amino acids. The record is from RefSeq and is a predicted model, not a curated record. Gene Ontology annotation, cellular component: nuclear exosome (RNase complex); cytoplasmic exosome (RNase complex). Gene Ontology annotation, molecular function: mRNA 3'-UTR AU-rich region binding. NCBI's taxonomy places the organism in Eukaryota, Metazoa, Chordata, Aves, Passeriformes, Pipridae. The transcript has 11 exons.
CGGGCCCCGCCAGCGCCGCUGGCUCGACAGCCGCCGCCAAGGCCGGUCCGCCCGCAGAGCCUGCCGGGCGGGCCGACCGCCAGGGGGCGCCACAUCCGGGGCGGUGGCGGUGCCGCCAUGGCAGCCGCGUUCAGAACUGUGGAACCAUUGGAAUAUUACAGAAGGUUUUUGAAAGAGAACUGUCGACCUGAUGGAAGGGAGUUAGGUGAAUUCCGAGCAACCACUGUCAACAUAGGUUCAAUUACAACUGCAGAUGGUUCUGCCCUGGUGAAAUUAGGAAAUACCACGGUGAUUUGUGGAGUGAAAGCGGAACUUGCUGCACCUGCAGCAGAUUCUACUAAUAAAGGGUAUAUUGUACCAAAUGUAGAACUACCAUCCCUCUGUUCAGAGAGGUUUCGCUCCGGACCACCUGGUGAAGAGGCUCAAGCAGCAAGCCAGUUCAUUGCAGAUGUGAUUGAAAAUUCACAGAUGAUAGCGAAAGAAGAUCUGUGUAUUGCAAAUGGCAAGCUUGCUUGGGUGUUAUACUGUGAUAUCAUAUGUCUGGACUAUGAUGGAAACCUUUUGGAUGCCAGUGUCUUUGCUUUGUUAGCAGCAUUAAAAAAUGUACAAUUGCCAUCGGUUGUUAUAAAUGAAGAAACUGGUUUAUCAGAAGUGAAUUUAAAACAGAAGAGUCCUUUGACUAUCAGAAAGCAUCCAGUUGCCACAUCGUUUGCUAUAUUUGAUGACACAUUACUCAUUGUUGAUCCAACUGCUGAAGAGGAAGAUUUAGCAACUGGAACAAUAACCAUUGUCACUGAUGAAGAAGGGAGACUAUGUUCUGUCCAUAAACCAGGUGGAAGUCCUCUUACAGGAGCCAAGCUUCAGGACUGUAUCACCAGAGCAAUUACAAGACAUAAAGAAGUGAAGAAGCUGAUUGACAAAGUAAUAAAAAGUAUAAUGUCUAAGUGAAUGAAAGGAGAGAUCUUUUAAAAAAUGGAUUUGUAAAAAUUGUAUUUGUUACAGUGUUCACAAACCUUUUAUACUAAAUAAACAAAUACCAAUACUA